AUGGAAAACCUUAGAAUGGCGAGAAUUCACUUGAUCGCCACGCUGUGCCUCGCUGGACAUGUCUCAGCGCAAACCAAUUCCUCUUACAGAGACUGCCCAGUCGCCAUUCGAAACAUCGCCACCGAGAACUGGCCCUACAACUCCACGGGUACCCUCCCCAUAGAAAUCGAAGGACAAGACGACCCAUGGCGGAUAUCCGUCGCUGUAACAGACAGACGAGCGCCUGAUCUAUGGUUCGGCGACCGAAGAUCUGAUCAGGAAACUAAUACCUACCUUAGCGUUCCCAAGUCGCUCAUUGGGUCUUCUGAAGGCAACGAGACGUUUGUUUGCUUGUAUAUGAUGCCUGGGGUCAACCAGACGGCUACGAAUGCCACGGAGGCGGAUGGCUCGUGUAAUGGGAUUUUGAGCGAUGAGUGUAUCGAUGAGUUUAAUGAGGCGCCGACUUCAGACGGGCAGAAAUGUCCCACUGUCUCGGCCAGCGAAAAGUGUGGGCGAUUCGUCGCAAGUCAACUGACACCUCUCAACUUUUCCAGCUCACGCUGUGCCCUUGACGAACUGCCGAGUAUCGACUUGCCAGAAAACUACAAGACCUUUGGCGGGUUUCCUGGAGGCGCGCUUUUGGCUGGGGAUAGAGAGCUGGACGAGUAUGACGCUUAUAAUUUGAGAGUCCGUCAGCCUAUCCCGUUGCUACUCACGGCGCGAUCUGGUAAUACUCGGCAGAGCAAGAUGGUUUGUAUUGCUCCGAAUAAUGUCGUUGAUGGUAGUCGGAUACCUGAGUUGGACUUUCCGCCUUCUGGGGCUAUGUCGAUCCAUGGGGGGUUUGGUACGGGGGCUUUGAUGGGGUUUGUUGGUUUGGUGAUGAUGGUGAACAGUAUUUGGUGA
Messenger RNA from Fusarium sp. VM40, 882 nucleotides. NCBI's taxonomy places the organism in Eukaryota, Fungi, Ascomycota, Sordariomycetes, Hypocreales, Nectriaceae. The record is from the annotation of a GenBank genome assembly.